AUGGAAUGCUUUCGGCAAAUUUUCCGGUGUCUGAAGACACCUUUCAGACGCGAAAAGGGAAGGAUUAUUGAAAUCGGUCCUCCCACUAACUUCCGAAAAGAAGAAUUGCCUGCUUAUUUCUCAGAUGCCGAGUCAGUUCUCUCGCCCAGCCAAAAUCUGACGGAACGAUCAGAUCUGACCAAUCAAUCACAGGACGCUUACGUCCCAGGACAGCCGCACAGCGACCGUAGAGAAGGACGAAACGACGAUCGAAAUGGUAUCUCUACCAUCGCCGACAACGAGCAAGAUGCGGGCCCAUGCUCGAAGGAUGAGCGUAAGACUGUCGUCCACCUCCGAGAGCGCGUAAAGUUAUCUCGAUGGUGGAAAUCCAGCCCAGCUGCAGGCCAUGAAACUAAGGCCUCGGCCGAGUCGAUCGGGAUGGAGGAAAUGCGAAACGCCUAA
This is a messenger RNA of Penicillium mononematosum, 441 nucleotides long. RefSeq lists its product as uncharacterized. The transcript is spliced from 2 exons. The record is from RefSeq and is a predicted model, not a curated record. The coding region runs from base 1 to 441 and encodes 146 amino acids. Lineage: Eukaryota; Fungi; Ascomycota; Eurotiomycetes; Eurotiales; Aspergillaceae.